Rhodamnia argentea is the source of this 542-nucleotide messenger RNA. Its product is annotated as stress-associated endoplasmic reticulum protein 2-like. Lineage: Eukaryota; Viridiplantae; Streptophyta; Magnoliopsida; Myrtales; Myrtaceae. Gene Ontology annotation, cellular component: endoplasmic reticulum. Bases 185 to 391 code for a protein of 68 amino acids. Gene Ontology annotation, biological process: endoplasmic reticulum unfolded protein response. The record is from RefSeq and is a predicted model, not a curated record. The transcript is spliced from 3 exons.
GCGAGACGAAUUCUAGAGGUUUCGCUCGAGCUAUUUAAAGCUGCGGAAACAAAGAGGCUACCGAGUGUGAUUCCUCAACAAAAUAGGCAGGGAGAUCGAUCUCGCCGGGAAGAUCUUCACCUUCAGUUCGUCUAGCAGCUCUCGAGCUUCUGUCAGAUUCCCGCAAUCGGAUCUCUCGGCAAUCAUGACAACAUCCAGGCGUUUCGCGGAUAGGAAGGUGGAUAGGUUUGAGAAGAACAUCACAAAGAGAGGAGCUGUUCCUGAGACAACCGCCAAGAAGGGAAAGGACUACCCUGUUGGACCUAUCUUGCUUGGGUUCUUCAUUUUUGUGGUCAUUGGCUCAUCUCUAUUUCAAAUUAUCCGGACAGCAACGACUGGGGGCAUGGCAUAAGAGCAACCUUUAAGGAAGGCCGAUGGAUGACUUUGUGUCGUGUCGUGUGAUUUGUGUUCUCUCUUAGUUUGUAGGGAAGUGAUUUUGCAUGUACUUGACCAGUUGCUUUCGGAAACCCGUAAGUUGAUUAAUAUACAUCCAAUUGUUUCGA